UCUUUUUUUUUUUUUUUUUUUUUUUUUUUUUUUUUUUUUUUGGUGGGGGGUCGGGGGUGGCUUACUUCUCUCCCCCCCACCCGCGGUGUUUGGCACUUAUCAAAAACCGGCGCCCGAUCGCCGGAAGCCGAAGCUGCCGUUCGGCGCCGUGCGAAAUGGGCCGCCCCGAUUCUCCUGCUGGGUGGCAGUAGCGGGCGGAGAGUGAUGCUGCCUGUCCCCUGGGGCUACCCACAGCCCGACCCGGCUCCCUAAGCAGCCGGCGGGGACGCGAAGUGGUCAGGAGGCGCUGUGCAUGAGCCAUCCGAAGCUGUCACUUGCCAUGUGUGCUGGUGGCGUCUGGGUUGGGCAACUCCCUGGUCCCGGUACCGGGUGAUCGGGGCGGAGCGGUUUCAGCGCAGAACAGCGGGGAAGCGGCGCCGGCGGGAUCAUGGUGAAGGAGGAGUGUAAAGCGCUGCUGGAUGCGCUCAAUAAGGUGACCGCCUGCUACCGGCACAUGGUGCUAACCAUCGGCGGCACCUCGGACUCUCAGAACCUGCGGGAGGAGCUCAAGAAAACUCGGCAGAAAGCCCAGGAGCUAGCGGUGGCCAACAGGAACAAGCUCACCACGGUCCUGAAGGACAAAACCGUGAGUAAGGAAGAUAAAGCCGAGUUCGAGAGGCUAUGGGUGAUUUUCUCCACGUGCCUAGAGAUCUUGGAGAUCGAUAUGAGGAGAGCCCUGGAGCUGGGCCACGAGUUCCCCCUAAACGUCCCCAAAAAGCACCUGAUCCAGACAGGCAUGAGUGGGGGAACCUCAGGCGUGGCCGCCAGGGCAAUGAGCGUCCAGAACAUGAAAUACGAGGCUGAGCGCAAUAUAGACGUGGUGGAUUUGAAAGACCUCGAGAACGAAAUUAACCAGGUAGGAGAGAUGAUGUACGAGAUGGAGAUGAAGGUCAAUGUCCCCCAGUGGACAGUAGAGGCUAAGCAAGACCCAGGGGCUGAACUAAAAUCCACCAUCAGUGUGGGCGCUUCUUCUAUUGGCAUGAUCUCUGUGGAGGAAAACAAAUCCUUCUGCGAUAUCAGCAAGGUUCUAGCUGGGAUUAUUUUCUCCGCUGUGCUCAUUAUCGCUAUUAUCCUGGCAGUGUGUGUGGUAAAACUCUCUUAGGGUGAUGCAGGCUCUGACAAGAGCAGCCCCCUCUGGAAUGUUACGCGCUUCACCUUUCGAUUUCAAAACGGGUGACUUGGAUGUGCUGAGAAUUCAAACCUAGCGCUUGGAAAAAACAAAACUUUUGCCUCUCAGUUUUCUAAAAGGCACGGUUUGUUUCUUCUUGCUUUUUGAAGAGGUGCAAAUCAGCCUGCAGAAUAGGAUGUCUUCACUUGCUGGACUUCUAACAGUUAACUCUGAAAUAUCAGGGUAUUAUCACUACUGGCUAUAUCAGGGAUUUGUCUGCUAUUAAUAGUUCACUAUUCUCAGAAGCCCGUAUUUUUUGCUCUUGAAUAGGCUCUGGUAUCUGUUGCUGCUCACUGUUUACAAAAUUUGAAAGUAACACAAAUUGGUAAGCUAGCACGGGUCUUUUGUCUGACAAAAUGGGGUUUCUCAACAAAUGCAUAAAAUGUUACUCCAGUAGAGGAAAAGAAUGAAAAGCUUCUAUUUUAGAUAAAUUAAUAGUUAGGGAGGGGGAAGGUGUGGAGAAGGACAGAGAAAACAGAACAAAUUAUGUUUGAUACUAAAUACCAUUUGUUGAUUUAGACUGGAUUGUACAGAACCCUGUUUCAUGGGCUGGCACAGCAUAUGGGAAUGACUAAUCGCUUCCAAAAUCCAACGGGAAAAAGGGGGAGUUGCACAUUCAGAACACAUACUAGUAAGGCUCCUGGUUCUCAUUUACCACAACUUAGUUUUCCCCAGCAGAAAGGUGGAUUCUUUUGCUACUGGUUCAGAUUUUUUUUUCUGUAGAAGCAAACAGUUUGCACUUCACAUAUAACUAUAUAAAAACUACAUAAAAUAGAAGCAGUGAAUGUACCUAUAGCAGAAGCCGUAAUUAUUGAAAACAGAUAUUGGCAAACAAAAAUGCUGUUGAGUUAAAUGCUGUUGAACUUUUUAUUAACCCAAAGAGAUCUCCUCACUUGUUAACAGGCAGGCAUUGAUGCCUGUAUAUGUACUGCCAGAUUUCUGCAUGCUCUUGAAUUCUUUACAGAAAUCCAGAUAAAGCUAAAAAUGUCUCAGUUUCAUAUCUCUUUCAUCCCUGAUUAAUCAUUUGGGAAACACGAAGCUUGUAGGGUUGAUCCUAUUUGGUAAAUUGCAAUUUUGGGAGGCAAGUGCAAUAGCAGUAUAAAACUUUCCAGUGCUUUCCUACAGAAUUGUCAACAUCUAAAUGUUAAACUGAGGAGACAAACACUAACUUUGCAAACAAGCUCUAUAAUGUUUUGUAAAAGAACCUAUGUAUUAUGGUAUUUAUUAUGUAACUUAGGGAAUUGCCUCGUUACUGCAAAUACAUGCACUCUCCAUUCUAAUGCUUGGUACUUACUUUAUAGUGCCACUCCACAGACAACUACAAACACCCAGUAAUACUGUUUCUUAAGUAAGUUGUUAUUCUUCUGCAUUGAUUAUGGACACAUUAUCAAAAAGUAGCAAUUGGACACUUUUUUUAAUUACAGUAAUUUCAUGCUUGUUAAAUAAAAUUACAUUGACAACACUCACAAACAGCUAGUAAUUUUGAACUAAGAACUAAACAUACUUUGAAAAACUACAGCAAACAGUUUAUUUUUUUAAAAUUCAAGAGAGAUGAAUUUGGGGACAAAAAGCAUGUUAGAAAUUUGAACCUGAUCACUUGUGAGAAAAAAUAGUGUAGGUGAGAAAACUAUUAAGUGGAGGCAUGAACUAUAAAAGCUAAAGACUAUCAAUAUGCUGAAGCACAAUGUAAGUUCUGCACAUUGGUCCAGUGUGGCUUCAUUCUCAUGGGAAUUCAGUUUUAUGAGAUGACUCUGCACUCCUUUUUAUCAUGUUCACUCAUUCCAUAGGAUGUGUUUUAUAUGUAGUUAGUCUAGGUUUGUAGGAAUUCCUGGCAUCAUUUUAACAAGGUCAAGCCUGUAUUUAUCGGUGCUACUGUUUCAGUCUGUCUAGACAAUGUCUAAUUGCUGUGUGUUAUUUAAAUGAGAAGUCCUUCACAAUCAUAUUGAGUAAAUGUAUUUAUGGAAAAUACAGCAAAAACUGCAGUAGAAUGUACAUGUUUGGAUUUCCACCACUAGUCAGUAAGGAUUUGUGGGUAUUCUCACUCUUUGCACUCUCCUUUUACUUAGUUCACAGGAAGAUGGGUGAGAAGGUGGACUUUAGUCUUGAAAACUCAAAUGUUUAUUUUGAAAUCAGAUCAUUUAACUAGAUGUUCCGAAAACCCAAAUAAUACAAGUCUGGUUUCUGGUGAAUAUGUAAAUUAUAACACCUAUAGCAUUCAUUAUCUUGUAUUUUGGUACCCUAAAAUGGGUAUACUGUUUAUCUAUGGUUAGUUGUAUAGAAGAAUUUUUAAGAACAGAUAAUCUCAUCUUCAAAAGCAAGCCUUAGGGAGCUGGUAAAUUGUAAAUUUUCAGUCCAUUGCAUUUGUUUUUAAAUUUGUCUUUUGCAUACAGGAUUCAAAGAAUUCCUAUAAGUAGCCAAUAAUUGUGUAUAUCUUGCUUCAUUAUGAAUAUGCACACAAUAAGUAUUUAAAGGAUUGGGCCUUAGAAAAACAAUGUAUUUUCAAAUCUUAAGACAAAGCUGUCUGCAGAUUUUUUCAUCAUGAGUUUGUUCCUAAAAAUCUGUAUCAUCUUAUAUUUAGGCUAUCUGAAAUUAAUAGAUUAAGUAGAAUCCUAACAGAGGAUUGGCACCAUCUAAAUGGGUAAUCUUCCUGCCAUUAAUCUCCUACACUUGAUACAAGUGUAUGUUCAAUGUGACAGGCACAACAGCGCACAAAAUCAAAGCAAGAUGAAACCACCACUGCCCAAAAUUUGCACUGUUGCUUCUUUUAAAGUAAGAAAUAAAAAGUUCUUUUAGAUUUGUAGGUCUUCAUUUUUUUCCCCCUGGAAUACAACUGGAAAGAGACUGGAAAUGCUGUUUUUCUGAGUGAAAAAUGGGAAGCAGCAUGAUGAAAAUGAAAAUACUGUCAUGCUGAUCAGUGAAUGAGAAUGUUUUUGUGUUGUCAAGUACAAAAGGAAAUGGUCAUUGCUUAAUUUCAGUGUUCUACUUCUGCUCUUUUGUCUUUUUUCACAGGAUACACAUGGAACUAUUAAGUUUGUUAUGUAGUAGAAUCUUACUCCUGACUUGAAUUAUACUGAUUUUGCCUGGGCAUGGGUGGUAUUUUCUACACUUGGAAUUAUUCAAACUUGUUACUGUCACUAUUUAUUUAACUUAAAAUAAAGUACAUUCU
Calypte anna (Anna's hummingbird) is the source of this 4373-nucleotide messenger RNA. RefSeq names its product regulator of G protein signaling 9 binding protein (gene RGS9BP). The record is from RefSeq and is a predicted model, not a curated record. Gene Ontology annotation, biological process: G protein-coupled receptor signaling pathway; detection of light stimulus involved in visual perception. Gene Ontology annotation, cellular component: photoreceptor outer segment; neuron projection. The coding region runs from base 428 to 1141 and encodes 237 amino acids. NCBI's taxonomy places the organism in Eukaryota, Metazoa, Chordata, Aves, Apodiformes, Trochilidae. The transcript has a single exon.